GCUUCUGUACUUCCUCCUCCACUAUGGCAUCCGUCGUUAGCGUUGGGCAGGCGCAACUAACCGUCGCUAAUGUCUCCACCACUGCAAACUGACACUGACCCUGACGUCGCCAAUGGCGCAGUAAAUAACGAACAAACACAUCUAAAUAGGUAAACAAGACGGAACCCCGACACAUUACCAUUAUUUCCUCAUCAACAUACACAUGAAAGGCUUACACAGUACCUGGCAACAUCAUGAGUGGCCCACCUCCGUCAACCAAGGUCGAGGACGACUUAGCAAGGCUUUUCAGCAGCAUUGAGACCAAAUUCAAGUCAACACAGCUCAAUAACGAUAGUUGGUAUAUACUGGCUCUUGCCUGCCUGACAGCGAGUCCGGACCCGGAGGCAUCAUCUCAACUCUACACCUACCUCACCAGCCAGCCCCAUUACACCACAAGCGACUCCCGUAAGGCCCUGGUUCGCCGUCUCAGAGAGGUCUUGGUCAAGUCAAUUCCGAUUAUCGGAGUCUGCAAACCAAUUGAGGCAAUCGUCGCCAUCAGUCAAGUUGAGCGACCCGAGGACAAGGACUUCACUUCCACGCGCGAGAACUGGCAGUGUGACGAAGCCAACCACGAACGCGCCAUGGGCUGGCUGCGAAAAGUUUAUACACAGAACACGAGCAGCACUCUCGGCCUCUUCGACGCUCACAAGGACUUCGCCUGGAUCUCCACUGAGAUCACCUAUGGCUUGUACUUGUCUGAUCGCCAGGUGCUGGGUGAUACUGACACACAGUUGGUCACGUUGUCGGGCAUGAUGAUGCAGAAUCUGAAGAAUGAAUCACAUUGGCAUAUUCGAGGCACAAGAAGAAUCGGCGUCUCAAAGGAUGACGUCCAGAUUAUCUGGGAUGCAAUCCAGGGGGUGGCAAAGCACUUUGGCAUGAAGUUGCACAAAGUGUCAACGGUCGAUGAGGUUGAGCUGGAUGUUUGAUUCUUGAGAUUCGGAUCCCGGCAUGAGCUAGGUAGAGAUGAACGGAAAAUUUGUUUGGCCAUAAACAGACGAUAAAAUCCCGAUGAUCUAUGAAUUUGAAGAUAAGUCCCAGAUCGUGAACGACGGUGAUAAACACCAGGUUAUUAGGUGUAUUGAACACCAGAGGCAUGCUUGGAGCUUGAGUAUGUACAUUUGCCGAUCAUGUCAACAUGAGUUCACCUAUCAAAGAGUUCUAGUGCUGCAUGAUCACACUGUGACACCGAUGAUGCCAAAUUUGCGGCUAGGCUACUAGAUGCGAUGUAUCUAACUAAUUAAUAUGGGCCUUGGAACAUAC
Molecule: messenger RNA, 1299 nt
Organism: Pseudomassariella vexata
Lineage: Eukaryota; Fungi; Ascomycota; Sordariomycetes; Amphisphaeriales; Pseudomassariaceae
Exons: 1
Coding region: 234-965 (243 amino acids)
Source: RefSeq, a predicted model, not a curated record